AUGAUGGAUACAGACGGGGCUUGGUUCGUUUUGAGAAAAUUACCUAUCGAAAUACAAUCGCAUAUAGUUAAUUUGUCAUUACGGAGAUGGUUCAACAUCUCCGAAAUCGUACUAUUUUUGAUUAAUAACUAUGAAAACAUUGAAAGUGACUCAUUUUUGAGCAUGGUAUUCCUGAAGAACUUGAAGAUAUCAAUAUACAAUAACAAAUGGAUCAAUUUUAAUUUUGAUGUGUUCAUUGAAGAUCGUAUGCAAAUUACAAACAAGAUUUUAGUAUUUGAAAAGUUAUUAAAGAAAGGAAAAAUUACUAUCUCAAAGUUCAAAAGACGUUAUUCUUCAGAUGGGAUGAAUUUAAUGUAUGAACCCCAAUAUUUCCAGGAGUUAUUUGACUUACACUAUUACUCACAGAAUAACCAUUUCUACGAGCUCUCAAAUGAAGUAUCCGAACAAGUCUUACCUAGAUCAUUUCACAACAAAGUUGAAUUGAGUACAUAUCAAUUGGCCACCAAUUUAGGUAACCCAGAAAAACUCAUGGAAAUUAGUUCUAAAGGGGAAUAUACAUUUGUGAUUCAUCAAUUUGAAAUAUGGAAGCUGGAAGAUUGUAGCUCUAUCAAGAAUUUAAUAAAUUCAAUUUUGAGGGUUGAAAAUAUAAGAAUAAAGUUUGAAUUGGAAGUUCACGUUAAUAUGGGGUUGUUAAGCAAUGAACUUUUUUGGAAAAUUUCAAAGAGACUACUUGAAUUAGAAACAUCUAGUGUUAAAAUUUAUAUAAACUUGGCGUUGGAUAAUCCAAUCAAUCCACCAUGGUGUCACAGUGUUUCUUGUCAUGGUUUCAAUGAAAAUGACGAUAAUUGGAUAAUGUUUCGAUGGAUUGGAACUGAUUUGAUAUAUACCGGUAAUUUAAAACAUAUCAUGGAAUAUAUGAACAAAGUGGACACAAUCGCCGACAGAAAUCUACCAUCCCAAUGGUUUGAAUUUCUUCCGGAUUUUGUCAAAAACAUAAGGUUAAGGUUGGAUGAAGACUUGGGGGAAAAUGAAGUUUUUGAAAUCCCCAAGAAUUUGGAUGUUUUGACAAUUGAAAACUUUGAUAAGCCGUCCGAGAUUGAUUUUAAGUUCCUUGAAAACCCCAACAAUUAUAGAAUAAAUGCUUUACGGGUUGAUAUCUUGAUCGAGAAAUGCGAAAUACCAAUUAGAAACUUCAGCAGAUUAGCAAAGAAUGUGCAGAAUUUAGUGUUCGCUUCAGAUGGCGUUGAGAACUUUUCAAUUGAUGAGUUAAGUUGGGAUUUCAAGGAGACUAUUACCGAAUUAGAUUGGGUUCGAUCUAAUCUUAAACUUAAAAACACCAAAUGGAACAAAAUUGACUCAGAGUUAGAGAUGAAAAAGUUAAACUUUGAGUAUGUGAAAAUAUAA
This is a messenger RNA of Pichia kudriavzevii, 1404 nucleotides long. RefSeq lists its product as uncharacterized. The record is from RefSeq and is a predicted model, not a curated record. The coding region runs from base 1 to 1404 and encodes 467 amino acids. The transcript has a single exon. Lineage: Eukaryota; Fungi; Ascomycota; Pichiomycetes; Pichiales; Pichiaceae.